CUGGAGACAAAGGAAAGGGGAGAAGAUUCCGCCUUCCCGAGUCAUUGCAUCCUCGAGAGGCGAGGUUAUUUAGUACAGUCCACAUUUUUCCUUCUCCGCCCCCCCUCUCGGCCCUCAUUUGCUCUCGCAGGCUCCAGGCUACUAGGUGACGACUAGAGAGGCUGGAGGGCGGUGUAGGGCGAAGUUGCUUCUUGCCUGCCCCUAGUGGUAGGAGGAUUAGGUCCCAGGCUCCACCCUGUGUGGUCCUCCCAAGUUUCUCAAGCCUCUAGCGCUGGGGUCACCGCCACCAAGGAGGGACCUGAGGGCGGUGGAGGAGAGGCAGGAGGAGCGAAUACGACGUGCUGGGAAAAUGACCCCCCACCCCCGGUUCUGGAAUCCCUAAUCUCCUGGCAACGGGCUGCGGAACGUCCGCAGACACCAGGGUUUUUAUAGCAACGGGUAGCAGUGCCCCACCCCGGUCCCCCUCUUUCCAACCUUCCUCCCCAACUCCAACUCCCCGUCCCCCAAGACCUAUAAUAGCGGUUCCUUAGAUCUCCUCGUCUCCCCUCCUGCCGAGUAGCCCAAGAUUUCAACCCAUCUACGAGGUCGGGUGGGCAAGUAGGCUGCCUUGUCUUGGGAAGGGCCUUGGGUGGGAAGAAGGAAAGAGAGGUCCCCGGGGCGAGGGGAUGGAAUCGGAGUUGUGGGAGUUCCCACCCAUUUCCUCCCCCAGGAAGAUAGAAGGCAAUAAUUUUUUUUUUUUUUUUCGGAGAAAAAACAGACAGCAGGAUGGUUCAUCCAAAGGCCUUGUUUAAAUCUGGGCCCUGGGGAUGGUGGUGGGAUGGGUUUGGGGGAAGUGGGCUGGUUUCUCAGCCUAACACAGGCUCCAACUGUUCCCAGGAUGAUGGCAUCCACUCCUGCCAGGAAUGAGGAGAAAAAGGGCAGCCGGCUGUCCCAAGCUGCAGCCUCCUUCGGUGGAGGUCCGGUUUCAUUAUCCCGUUCUGAGGAACUCCUGACCCGGAUCAGCACAGAACUCACUAAUGAGGCCUUGUUUAUCGCUGGCUACCACAUGAACCCUGUGCCCACCAAGGAAAAACAGAUGCAAGACCGGGGCACUCAGAUAUCCAAUCACGCUCAGACAGAAACCGUACCCGCACCAAGUCACACCUCCUGCCAUCCACUUGUGACAAGAACAUUCCUCAAAGCUCCUCUUUCACAACUCGUUAAACACUUCGGUUUGAGGGUGACUCCUGGACAUGAGCAGCAUCACCCCUGAAGACUCUAGUGUUCUGGAACCAUCACACACUUCUCCAUCCUCAGCUGGCAAGGACACCACCAUAAACCCAAGGCUUUAAUAAAGAGGCAGAGAUCCUUCCCUCCU
Diceros bicornis minor is the source of this 1357-nucleotide messenger RNA. Its product is annotated as putative protein T-ENOL. The record is from RefSeq and is a predicted model, not a curated record. Bases 818 to 1252 code for a protein of 144 amino acids. Lineage: Eukaryota; Metazoa; Chordata; Mammalia; Perissodactyla; Rhinocerotidae. The transcript has 4 exons.